AUGACAACAAGAAUAACAUGGCUUCUAAUGUGGCAUCAGGGAAGUAUUCGCUCUACAACGAACAAUUUCCUAAGAGUUUACAGCAGGGCUUCCAGGAGCUAAGGGAAUCCGUGUGCCUUUGCGACAUCCAGCUGGUCGCUGAGGACCGGAGGUUUUGGGCGCACAGGUCGGUCCUCGCCGCGGCGAGCCCGUACUUCAGGGUGAUGUUCAGCAGCGAUAUGCGGGAGAGGACCAUGGAGGCGGUGGAGCUGAAGGCGAUCCCGGCUAUAGGUCUGGAGUGUGCGCUGGACUUUAUAUACACGUCUCUGCUGAACGCGGACUUUGACAGCAUGGAGGAUGUUCUUCUUGCGUCCACGCAUCUACAGGUGGCCGACCUGACAGACUGCUGCGCCCGGAUACUAAAGGAAUGGCUACGCGUGGACAACGUUUUCGAAAUCCUGUCUCUCUCUGAAAGAUACGACCUUCCGGCGCUGAAGUCCCACUGUAUAGCCUUCAUUUCGCAGAACCUCCGUGCGGUUCUGAGGACGCGAGAAAACUCGCUGCUGCAGAUAGACUGGGAGUGUUUCUCCGGCUUGCUGAGGAGAGACGACGUCAACCCGCUGGUCUCCGAGAGCGACAUCCUGGAACUCGCAAUUAAUUGGUUAAAUCACGAUCGGGAAGGCAGGGAGCAGUGGUUGGAGCCGCUUGUGAGGGAGAUCCGGCUCGGUCUGAUCUUCCCCUCGGACGUAGACUACGAUUCGGAGGGCCACCUGUGCUCCUCUGCCCAGCUAUUGCGCGAGUCGGUCCCGCGGGGGGACGCGUACCUCCGCACGCUGCGCAGAGGGGACGCGCGCUUCGAGACCGACGUCUCCUUCCACAACUGGUUCAAAAUCCGGUCCACGCGAAAAGGCGUGCUGGCCACUUGCGGUAAAACCACCGGAAGUCUGGAAUGCGGCGAGAUCAUGGUUUUGACGGGGAAGUCUAUGGACUCGUGGGAUACGAUCAGUCGAAGGAAGGGGAUGUACAAUCACUGCACUGUCGUGCUGGACGACUUCCUGUAUCUCAUAGGGGGGCAGAACUCCUGGUUCAGCGAUAACCAUGAGGAGGAGGCCGUGGCCUCAGUGUGGAGGUUCGACCCGCGGUUCCACCGCUGGACCAAGAUGGCCGACAUGAACGUGCGGAGGCGGCGGUUCCACUGCAGUGUCCUGGGGGGCGGGGUCUAUGCGGUGGGGGGGCGGGGCGAGGGCGGGCUUCUGUUCUCAGCCGAGCGGUACAGCCCCGCCCACAACCGCUGGACCCACAUCCGCGCCCUGCCCCGCCCCCUGUCCAGCCAUGCCGGGGCCGUGUACCAGGACCAGCUCUACGUCUGCGGGGGUUCCUCAGGGGAGGUGUUCUCAGACGCUCUGUUCUGCUACGCUCCGGAUCGGGACGAGUGGACCCGCCUGGCACCUCUCCGUCACGCCCGCGGGUUCCACAGCAUGAGCACCGUGCACCACCACAUCUACGUCAUCGGGGGGGUGGUGAUUGGGGGCGGAGGGGGCAGGGGGGGGCGCUCGUACUCAGACCUGCUGGUGACGGAGUGUUACUCCCCCCGGGACGACCAGUGGACCGAGCUGCGCCCCCUCCCGGCCGGGCACAGUCAGCACGGCGCCACGGCCGUCGGCCAAACCAUCUACAUCCUGGGGGGGUUCUCCUGGACGGCCGAGGGCUUCCUGAGCGCUGUGCACCUGUACGACACGCAGAGUGACACCUGGGCCGCCGGCCCGCCCCUGCCCCGCCCGCUGGUGGGCCUCUCCAGCGCCACGCUCACCCUCCCCCACCGCGUCUGCCCGGCGCACGAUGAUGAUGUCGCCGCCCAGCCCGUGGAGUGA
Conger conger (European conger) is the source of this 1850-nucleotide messenger RNA. RefSeq names its product kelch-like protein 9. The record is from RefSeq and is a predicted model, not a curated record. Gene Ontology annotation, molecular function: protein binding. Bases 18 to 1850 code for a protein of 610 amino acids. The transcript is spliced from 6 exons. Lineage: Eukaryota; Metazoa; Chordata; Actinopteri; Anguilliformes; Congridae.